AUGGGUUGUUGUUCCACUAAAGGAAGAAGAAAACAUUCACUAUCUAUUCCAAAAACAAGUAUUUUAAAAAAGCCAAGCCCUCUUUAAUAAGUUUAAAAAGAAAUAGUUAAUACUAAAAAGAAAACUCUCAGUUUUUAAUUGCUAUCUAUAAAUUCCUAAGAAGUAAAUAGAAAAAGUCUUUAUACAAAACAAAUCAUUUCAGACUGA
Messenger RNA from Paramecium pentaurelia, 207 nucleotides. The record is from the annotation of a GenBank genome assembly. Lineage: Eukaryota; Ciliophora; Oligohymenophorea; Peniculida; Parameciidae.